Arvicola amphibius (Eurasian water vole) is the source of this 357-nucleotide messenger RNA. Its product is annotated as zinc finger protein 431-like. Bases 109 to 357 code for a protein of 82 amino acids. NCBI's taxonomy places the organism in Eukaryota, Metazoa, Chordata, Mammalia, Rodentia, Cricetidae. Gene Ontology annotation, biological process: regulation of DNA-templated transcription. The record is from RefSeq and is a predicted model, not a curated record. The transcript has 4 exons.
CGCCAUGCUGUAGACCCCGCGGACUGCCGCAGAGGCAGGUUUUAUUUCCACAUGUUUUGCUGCAGGGAGCUGUGAGGCGAUCGGGUUGAGCUCGAAAUCCGCCAUGUCAUGAAUAAGCACCUGUGUCAUCACGUGAGGGCACCUUCAGCCAUGUCGUGGUGUGCUGAUGCAUUGACCUAUGAGGAUGUGCAUGUGAAUUUCACACAUGAAGAGUGGGCUUUGCUGGAUCCUUCCCAGAAGAGUCUCUACAAAGAUGUGAUGUUGGAAACCUACUGGAACCUCACUUCUAUAGGGUACAAGUGGGAAGAUGAAAAUAUUGAAGAACAUUGUCAAAGUUCUAGAGGACAUAGAAGGUAA